Thalassophryne amazonica is the source of this 3685-nucleotide messenger RNA. RefSeq names its product leucyl-tRNA synthetase 1b (gene lars1b). The transcript has 32 exons. Gene Ontology annotation, molecular function: ATP binding; leucine-tRNA ligase activity; aminoacyl-tRNA deacylase activity. The coding region runs from base 115 to 3666 and encodes 1183 amino acids. The record is from RefSeq and is a predicted model, not a curated record. Gene Ontology annotation, biological process: leucyl-tRNA aminoacylation. Lineage: Eukaryota; Metazoa; Chordata; Actinopteri; Batrachoidiformes; Batrachoididae.
GUGGCGUGUACGGGAUGUCAUCAGCCAGGCACCGGUAGCGUGGAAUUCCCUAGUCAAACUUGUGUUAUUUUGUGGCCGUAGAAGAGUAGUAAAUAGCGCUUAAAUUGGUUUAAAAUGACGGAGCGGAAGGGAACAGCAAAAUUAGACUUUCUGAGAAAGAUUGAGCUUGAGAUCCAAGAGAAAUGGGAGAAGGAGAAAGUAUUUGAACAAGAUGCCUCACCAACAAUUGGGGAAAGCACAAGCAAAAACAAGUACUUUGUCACAUUUCCCUACCCUUACAUGAAUGGGAGACUGCACCUUGGCCAUACAUUCAGCUUGUCAAAGUGUGAAUUUGCUGUUGGCUACCAGUCUCUGAAAGGGAAAAAAUGCCUUUUCCCGUUUGGCCUGCACUGCACAGGGAUGCCCAUCAAAGCCUGUGCAGACAAGUUGAAGAGAGAGAUGGAGCUUUAUGGAAACCCGCCACAAUUCCCUGAAGAGGAGGAGGAAGAAGAGAAGGAGAAAUCCUCUGAUGAAAUUAUUAUAAAGGACAAAGCAAAGGGCAAGAAGAGUAAAGCAGUGGCCAAAUCUGGAGUCUCUAAUUUCCAGUGGGAUAUUAUGAGGUCUUUGGGCCUUUGUGACCAGGAAAUUGUUGAGUUUGCCAGUUCUGAGCACUGGCUGGAGUUCUUCCCUCCACUGGCUGUCAAAGACCUCAAAAAAAUGGGAGUCAAGGUGGACUGGAGGCGGUCCUUCAUUACUACAGAUGCAAAUCCCUUCUACGACUCCUUUGUCAGGUGGCAGUUUAUCAUACUGAAAGAGAGAAAAAAGAUCAAGUUUGGCAAAAGGUACACCAUCUACUCCCCUAAGGACAGGCAGCCAUGCAUGGACCAUGACAGGCAGACGGGAGAGGGAGUUGGACCUCAGGAGUACACUCUGAUCAAGAUGAAAAUAGUCGAACCUUACACAGCAAAAUUCAAAUCGAAAGUCUUUUAUAGCAGUUGCAUGAAAGGCAAAAACAUCUACUUGGUGGCUGCCACUUUAAGACCAGAGACUAUGUUUGGCCAGACUAACUGCUGGGUAAGGCCGGACAUGAAGUAUAUCGCCUUUGAGACUACUUCUGGAGACAUCUUCAUCUGUACCAGCAGAUCUGCAAGGAACAUGUCUUAUCAGGGCUUCACCAAGGAGAAUGGAGUGGUGCCAAUAGUUAUGGAAGUACUUGGUCAGGAUAUCCUUGGCUGUGCUCUGAGUGCCCCUCUGACCUCCUACAAUAUCAUUUAUGCUCUGCCGAUGCUCACCAUCAAGGAAGACAAAGGCACUGGAGUUGUUACCAGUGUACCAUCUGAUGCUCCUGAUGACAUCGCUGCUCUACGAGACAUCAAGAAGAAGCAGGCCUUGAGAGAGAAGUAUGGAAUAGAGGACAAAAUGGUGUUGCCUUUUGAGCCAAUUCCCAUAAUAGAGAUCCCUGGGUACGGGAGUCUGUCUGCUCCAAUGGUGUGUGAUGAACUGAAGAUCCAGAGCCAGAAUGACAAAGAUAAACUGGUUGAGGCCAAAGAGAAGGUCUACCUGAAGGGAUUUUAUGAAGGGGUUAUGCUGGUUGAGGGCUACAAGGGGCAAAAGGUCCAAGAUGUCAAGAAGCCAAUCCAGAACAUGAUGGUGGAAAGGGGGGAGGCCAUGAUCUACAUGGAGCCAGAAAAACAGGUCAUGUCUCGAUCAGCUGAUGAGUGUGUGGUGGCUCUCUGUGACCAGUGGUAUUUGGACUACGGGGAUGCAGAGUGGAAACAGGAGGCCAAUAAAGCCCUAAAGUCUUUGGACACAUUUUGUGAAGAAACGAGGCGAAACUUUGAGGCAACUUUGGCCUGGCUACAGGAACAUGCUUGUUCUCGCACCUAUGGGCUUGGAACACGUCUGCCUUGGGACCAGCAGUGGCUGAUCGAGUCUCUUUCGGACUCCACCAUCUACAUGGCUUACUACACUGUGGCCCACCUUCUUCAGGGAGGGGUUCUUAACGGACAGGGAUCCUCACCACUGGGCAUAAAGCCAGAACAGAUGACCAGAGAAGUUUGGGACUUUAUCUUCUUUAAGACAUUGCCAUUUCCCAAAACUGAUAUAUCUAAAGAGCAUCUACAGAGGCUGAGGAGGGAGUUUGAGUACUGGUACCCCGUGGACGUCCGUGUGUCUGGCAAAGACCUUGUGCCGAACCACUUAUCCUACUACCUGUACAACCAUGUGGCUAUGUGGCCCAAUGACAAUGGAAAGUGGCCAAAGGCAGUGCGAGCCAAUGGACAUCUGCUGCUUAACUCUGAAAAAAUGUCUAAAUCAACUGGAAACUUCCUCACCCUAAGCCAAGCUGUUGACAAGUUCUCAGCAGAUGGCAUGCGUCUGGCUCUCGCUGAUGCUGGCGAUACAGUGGAAGAUGCUAACUUCGUGGAGACUAUGGCCGAUGCUGGUAUUCUGCGUCUCUAUACCUGGGUGGAGUGGGUGAAGGAGAUGAUCGCCAACCAGGAGAACCUGAGGACAGGACCUGCUGACACUUUCAAUGACCGGGUCUUUGCCAGUGAAAUGAAUGCAGGUAUCUUGAAGACAGAGCAGCACUAUGACAGGAUGAUGUACAAAGAGGCUCUGAAAAGUGGAUUCUUUGAAUUUCAGGCAGCAAAAGAUAAGUAUCGGGAGCUGGCCAUUGAAGGCAUGCACAGAGAGCUUGUUUUCCAGUUCAUAGAGAGACAAACUCUGCUGCUGGCUCCUAUCUGCCCACACCUUUGUGAAUACACCUGGGGUCUGCUGGGGAAGCCUGGUUGUGUGGUAAAGGCCUCAUGGCCUGUGGCAGGUCCAGUUGAUGAGAUUCUGAUGCGUUCUUCUCAGUACUUGAUGGAGACGGCACACGAUCUCAGAAUAAGACUUAAAGCUUACAUGUUACCCCCAAAAAACAAGAAAGGUGACUCAAAACUCUUAACCAAACCCUCCCACAGCACCAUCUACGUUGCCAAGAGUUACCCUCCAUGGCAGCAUAGUGCCUUAUCCCUGCUUGGCAAGCACUACAAGAGUAACAAUGGCGUCCUUCCUGACAAUAAAUUGAUAGCUAGUGAACUGGGAGCACUCCCUGAACUGAAGAAGUACAUGAAGAAAGUGAUGCCUUUCGUCGCCAUGAUCAAGGAGAAUCUGGAGAAGAAUGGUCCCAGGGUUCUGGAUCUGGAACUGGAGUUUGACGAACGGGCAGUUCUGACGGAGAACCUUGUUUAUCUGACAAAUUCUUUGGAGUUGGAGCAGAUUGAGGUCUUGUUUGCAUCUGAGGCUGACGACAAAGUGAAGGAGGAGUGUUGCCCUGGGAAACCAUUUUGUGUUUUCAGAUCAGAGCCUGGGGUGUGCGUGUCCCUCAUCAACCCCCAGCCAUUCAGUGGCCUGUUUUCUGCAAAGGUUGAAAUCCGACAGGGGGACAACAGAGACAGCAUCAUCUGCCGGCUAGCUAAAGUCAACAGACUCAUCAAAGAUUUGUCCAGAGUGAAGCUGAUGCGGUACGAGGACCCGGUGCUUGGGCCACGCCGGGUGCCUGUCGUGGGACAGGAGGAGAACGGCAAAGUUCUCAUCUCCAACAGUUCUGUGUUCAGCGUCAGUCUGGAGGAGAAGAGGGUCACUCUGACUGAUAACGGUCUCACGGUGGAUAUCGGGGACACUCUGGCUUAUCUGGUUCAUUAGAGCACAUUAUACAAACAGG